GCCCAAAAGACUAUGAAUCAUCUCAAACAAGAUGAUGCGAAACUUACCCAAGUCCAAGCUAAAGCUCCUACUAAGAGUAUUACUUAUACUCAACCUUUUAAUGGCGUCUUCCUUUUCUCUCACGCGCUCUUUCUCUCUCCUCCGCUCUCACCCUCCUUCUAACCUCCGGUACUUUUCUUCUUGCGCAAGAAAUUCGCGCAUAAAUUACCUGCACAAAUCCUUCACUUGCCCUAUCUGGUCUUCUUCAUUCUCCUUCUGUCUCGACUACUACCACACUCGCCAUCAUCGCACAACCUCACUUUCUCUCUCCUCUUCUUCAUCGCAUUUCUCUUCUCUUUCCUCUCCCAUGGCUUCCGUCACCUCUUCUGUGCCAAUCUCAGCCGUUGAUGACUCUAAUCCUCUUUUGUGUGACUUCGAUUUUCCGCCGUUUGAUUCUGUCAAGCCUGAGCAUGUUCGUCCUGGAAUCCGCGCUUUGUUGAAGCAAUUGGAGAAUGAAUUGGAUGAAUUGGAGAAGAAUGUGGAACCGAAAUGGGAGAAGUUGGUGGAUCCAUUGGAGAAACUUUUUGAUAAAUUGAGUGUGGUUUGGGGAAUGGUGAAUCAUCUUAAGUCUGUUAAAGAUUGCGCCGAACUUCGCUCUGCUAUCGAGGAAGUUCAGCCAGAGAAGGUGAAAUUUGAGCUUAGGCUCGGACAAAGCAAGCCACUUUACAAUGCAUUCAAAGCUAUCCAAGAGUCUUCUGACUGGUCAAAUCUGAGUGAGGCUCGUAAAAGAAUUGUUGAAAACCAAAUAAAGGAGGCUGUUCUCAGUGGUGUUUCUCUUGAAGAUGACAAGAGGGACCAGUUUAACAAAAUUCAGCAGGAGUUGCAAAGACUUUCUCAAAAGUUUGAGGAGAAUGUUCUGGAUGCAACCAAGAAAUUUGAAAAACUAGUGACCGACAAGAAAGAAAUUGAAGGAUUGCCUGCCACUGCUUUGGGUUUGGCUGCUCAAACAGCAGUCUCCAAGGGACAUGAAAAUGCUACUGCCGAAAAUGGCCCGUGGAUUAUAACAUUAGAUGCUCCGAGCUAUAUGGCAGUUAUGCAACAUGCUAGAAAUCGGUCUUUACGUGAGGAAGUAUACCGGGCUUAUGUGUCCCGUGCUUCUAGUGGCGACCUUGAUAACAGUGAAAUUAUCAACCAGACAUUGAAGCUUCGUCUAGAAAAGGCAAAGCUUCUUGGAUACAGCAACUUUGCAGAGGUGAGCAUGGCAAUGAAAAUGGCUACUGUUGAUAAAGCAGAAGAACUUUUAGAAAAGCUUCGCGCUGCUUCUUGGAAUCCGGCUGUUCAAGAUCUGGAAGACGUUAGAAGUUUCUGCAAGCAGCAGGGCGCUGCUGAGGCUGACAACUUGACCCACUGGGAUAUAAGCUUUUGGAGUGAAAGGCUUCGAGAGUCCAAGUAUGAUAUUAAUGAGGAGGAGCUACGCCCAUACUUUUCUUUGCCAAAGGUGAUGGAUGGACUAUUUUCCCUAGCAAAGAAGUUAUUUGGGAUCGAUAUUGAGCCUGCAAAUGGUCUAGCUCCAGUGUGGAACAAAGAUGUUGGAUUUUAUUGUGUCAAGGAUUCCUCAGGUUCUCCUAUAUCAUACUUCUAUUUUGAUCCGUACUCUCGGCCUGCUGAGAAACGAGGUGGUGCAUGGAUGGAUGAGGUGUUUUCUCGAAGUCGUGUAUUGUCUCGGAACGGUUCUUCUGUGAGGCUACCUGUUGCACAUAUGGUUUGCAAUCAAACUCCACCCGUUGGCGACAAGCCAAGCCUUAUGACAUUCCGUGAAGUCGAGACUGUUUUCCAUGAAUUUGGUCAUGCUCUUCAACAUAUGCUUACCAGGCAUGAUGAGGGUCUUGUGGCUGGUAUUCGAGGUAUUGAGUGGGAUGCAGUUGAGCUUCCUUCUCAGUUCAUGGAGAACUGGUGCUACCAUAGAGACACUUUGAUGGGCAUUGCAAAACACUAUGAAAGUGGUGAGACCCUUCCUGAAGAUGUUUAUAAGAAACUUCUGGCAGCUAGGACUUUCCGUGCUGGUUCUAUGAGCCUUCGUCAGUUAAGGUUUGCUUCAUUGGAUUUGGAGUUACAUACACGAUAUAUUCCUGGAGGUUCAGAAUCCAUCUACGAUGUUGAUCAAAGGAUCAGCCAAAAAACACAAGUUAUUCCACCACUUCCUGAAGAUCGCUUCCUUUGCAGUUUCAGCCAUAUAUUUGCAGGUGGAUAUGCAGCUGGAUACUACAGCUACAAGUGGGCCGAAGUAUUAUCUGCAGAUGCUUUCUCAGCAUUUGAGGAUGCUGGAUUGGAUGAUGACCAGGCUGUCAUAAACACAGGACGCAGAUUCCGAGAGACCAUUCUCGCUCUCGGUGGUGGCAAAGCACCAUUAGAGGUGUUUGUGGAAUUUCGUGGACGUGAGCCAUCCCCCGAACCACUGCUCCGUCACAAUGGUUUAUUACCAGUUACGGCAGCAUGAGGCCAAUUUUGCAAAAUUUAACCUAUUCCUUUGUGUUUGUGGUUGAGUUGCUUCCUUUCUUUUAGCAUUUCUGGGAAGGGACUUUCAACACAGGGAUCAUUACUUUCUUUUCCUUCUUGUAACUUGAAAUAGUCAGGUUCACCUUUCUUGUAACAAACUAAUGUUUGUUGACAACUUUCUAUAGUGAUUUAAUUUCCACCAA
Molecule: messenger RNA, 2678 nt
Organism: Beta vulgaris subsp. vulgaris (sugar beet)
Lineage: Eukaryota; Viridiplantae; Streptophyta; Magnoliopsida; Caryophyllales; Amaranthaceae
Product: probable cytosolic oligopeptidase A
Exons: 18
Coding region: 32-2476 (814 amino acids)
Biological process (GO): proteolysis; peptide metabolic process
Molecular function (GO): metalloendopeptidase activity
Source: RefSeq, a predicted model, not a curated record